This is a messenger RNA of Equus quagga, 2502 nucleotides long. It is a transcript of the gene NMRK1, whose product is annotated as nicotinamide riboside kinase 1. The record is from RefSeq and is a predicted model, not a curated record. The transcript is spliced from 9 exons. The coding region runs from base 172 to 771 and encodes 199 amino acids. Gene Ontology annotation, cellular component: cytoplasm. Lineage: Eukaryota; Metazoa; Chordata; Mammalia; Perissodactyla; Equidae.
ACCCGGGAGGGGCGGGGGGCCAAAGGAGGUGGGCCACUCAAUUAGCCAGCUUUGGGGCUGGCGGCGAGUUAGUGACAGGCGCGCGCUCGGCCAUCGCCUCUGCCCCUUUGCUUGUGAGCACUCGCCCUGGCGCCCGGAUAUUUUAGGAAGACGUGACUUUCAAAGCUAAUUAUGAAAACAUUUGUCAUUGGAAUCAGUGGUGUGACAAAUGGUGGGAAGACAACACUGGCUAAGAAUUUGCAGAAACAUCUCCCAAACUGCACUGUCAUAUCUCAGGAUGAUUUCUUCAAGCCAGAAUCUGAGAUAGAGACAGAUGAAAAUGGAUUUCUGCAGUAUGAUGUGCUUGAAGCGCUUAACAUGGAAAAAAUGAUGUCUGCCAUUUCCUGCUGGAUGGAAAGCUCGAAACACUCUCUGGCAUCAGCAGACUGUGGAAGCUCUGAGGAAAUUCCCGUAUUAAUCAUCGAAGGUUUCCUUCUCUUUAAUUACAAGCCCCUUGACAGUGUAUGGAACAGAAGCUAUUUUCUGACCAUUCCAUAUGAAGAAUGUAAGAGGAGGAGGAGUACAAGGGUCUACGAGCCUCCAGACCCCCCAGGGUACUUUGAUGGCCAUGUGUGGCCCAUGUAUCUAAAGCACAGACAAGAGAUACAGGACAUCACGUGGCAAAUUGUUUACCUAGAUGGAACAAAAUCUGAAGAGGACGUCUUUUCACAAGUGUAUGAAGAUGUAAUACAAGAACUAGCAAAGCAAAAGGGUCUGCAAGAAACAGCAUAAAGAUGGAAUGCACCAAAUCCUUCCUGGGGUGAAUUAGGAAACUCGAAGGAAUAAAAUCAAGAACCUUCCCCAGGAUACAAUAUGUACAUGGGUACAAUGAUGGCUGUUGUUUUGUUUGUUUAUUCUGUCACACAUGAUUCUACCAACUUGUGGAACAGGACAUAUUCAUCCAUGACGGCGGACAGGAACUUACCUUAAUGAGUUGUUCUCACUCCACGGAGUGCAAGAUAUAGCAUAGCUCACAGUGAGUCAGUUUCUCUAGCCCAAUGACUGUCAGAGUUUUCUAAAUGGGACCCAGAGUAAGAAGUGAUUUAUAUCACAAUCCAGUAUAUAUAUAAUCUAUUGUGUGUAUAUUUGUAUGGGUGUGUCUAUAUGUAUAUAUAUGUAUAAAUGUGUGUGUGUAUGUGUAUAUAUACACACACGUAUCAAGUAUCACAAAACACUUACCUUAUAUGUGAUACACCCUGAUAUUUUUCUAUUUUUAGCUUUUCUUUAAAAUAUUGGUUACCAUCCCAUACCAAUGCCUACCUCCUGCAGAUAAUGGCAUUAUCAGAAGUAGCAGUCACAUUGAAUAAAUCAACAAUUUACUGCAGUAUCUUUUUUAUGUGUUGUUGUUGUGGCUGUUGUUGUUUUGUGUGUGUGUCUAAAACCACUGGAUCAUUGUUGAGACUUUGUCACAAAUAGAGGUGUUUUCCUGUGUUUUGUUCUUGUCAAACCAAUGGUCUAAAGUCACAGAAAUAAGUUACCUCAAUGAUAUGUAAUACAGGGGAACCUGCGUUGAAAAGCACAGGCAGGAGAUCUAAAUUGUUAAUUUUUUGAGGCCUCUUUAGAUGCUAGGAUUUAAGUUAUCUACGGUCCUGAUCAACUUUGUGUUUACUAAUAACAUGGAUAGCUCACACCCCUCUCAAUCCUUACAGAUAUAAAAUAUGUUGUUACGUUAAUUUUAAACAUUCUCCCCAGACUCAUUUGAUCAUCUCCCGUUAUUUCUGUAUUUCUAACUAGCUUGCACUCAGUGAUGAUUAGGGGGUUUUUUGGUCACACACCAAACAAAGAAACAAACCAACCAACCCUGGCUCAAAUCACAGUUCAUCCAUUUAAUAGCUAUAUGACUUUGAUCAAGCUAUUUAAAGUCCUGAUUUCCUCUUUUUUAAGAUGGGGAUAUCAACAGUUAUUUAAUAUAGGUGGGUAGUGUAGAGUAAGAAUAAAGUCAAAAGUCUUAAUAGAACCUCCAAGGUGUUCCCUGAUCUAGCUUCUGUGUGCCUCUCCACCUCAUUUCCCAUCACCCAAUCCGUGGCUGUUCAGCCACUGGGGCCCCUCUCCUCAAAUGUACCAGGACCCUUCCUGCCUCAGGGCGGCCACACGUGCUGCUCCCAGUGCUUGCUGCAAACUUCCACAAGCAUUCUCUUCAGAUCGCCCCUAAGAUCCCACCUCUGAUCCCCUGCAUAGGUGCUCUCUAAGCUCCCCUACUUUUCCUUCAGAGCACUGAUCAUAAUUGGAAUCGGAAUAAUUGAAAUCAUACUGCCACUCAGAGAAGCAGUUGUUUAGUGGCUGUCUCUCCAGCUAGACGACAAACUCUAGGAAGGCAGGACCUGCCUCUGUGACUUAGUUACAAACACAUCCCUGCUAACUAGCACAGUGUCUGGCACAUGAUGAACACACAAGAAAUGUUAGGCACUUUUUUUUGCUGAGGAAAAUAGGCCCUGAGCUAACAUCUGUUGCCAAUCUUCCUCU